Messenger RNA from Salvelinus sp. IW2-2015, 1020 nucleotides. NCBI's taxonomy places the organism in Eukaryota, Metazoa, Chordata, Actinopteri, Salmoniformes, Salmonidae. The record is from RefSeq and is a predicted model, not a curated record.
CUGAAAAAAUGUGAGAAACAGAGUGGAGUGGUGAAUGGGAGGAAGAUUGAUGUCAUCGACACCCCGGGGCUCUAUGACACAACAAUGUCUAAAGAAGAGAUGAAAAGUGAAUUAGUCAGGUGUAUAGAACAGUCAGUCCCAGGACCCCACGCCUUCCUGCUGGUGAUCAGACUGGGGAGGUUCACAGAGGAUGAGAGGAACACUGUGAAGUGGAUCCAGGAGAACUUUGGAGAAGAAGCCUCAAUCUACACCAUCGUGCUGUUCACACAUGAAGAUCAACUGAAGGGAAAAUCAGUGGAGGAGUUUCUGGCUGAGAGCAAAGAUCUACAGAAACUCAUCAAUAUCUGUGGGGGCAGAUAUCACUCCCUAAACAAUGACAAGAGAAAACACAACACUCAGGUCCCAGAGCUGCUGAAGAAGAUAGAGGAGAUGGUGGAGAAGAAUGGAGGAAAACACUACACCAAUGAGAUGUACCAGGAGGCCCAGAGGAAGAUCGAAGAGGAGGAGGAGAGGAAGAGACAGGAAAAGGUGAAGAGAGAGAGAGAGGAGACAGGAAGAGGAAGAAAGAAUAAGAAGAGAAGAGAAAUUGAAUAACUGCAAGUGGUCAGCACUUUUUGGUUCGGCUGUAUUGGGGUUGGGAGCCAUGUACGAUCCAGUGUCCAUUGGAACAGGGGCUGUGUUCGCCGUUUUUAAAGGUGUUGACUGUGUGCACACCUAUUUCACCUCAGAUAGUUCCAACUCAGAAGACCAGAAGGAAUAAAAUUUCCACAUUCACCAUCUCACAUUGUUUUGAAAUUAAGAUUAAUUAUUGUGUUAUAUAAUAUAAAUAUAAUUUGAUCUCUGAGAAAUUAAGCUAAUUUAUUGCACCCAAAUUGGACAUUUUAAUUGAUAGGAUUCAUGUACUAUUCAAUAAAUAUAGUACCCAACAUCUGAUCUGGAUCCAAUUGUUCCCCAACAAUGAUUAAGAACAAAGAAUGUUCAAAAGCCUCAGAUCAGAUGUUGGGUUUUAUUUCACACUAA